GCUCAGCAAAACGUGCCGUGAUUGGACAUUUCAAUUUGAAUACAAAAAAAUCUACGCCAAUCAGAAGGGCUCACCAUGCAAUGUGACAGAAGCUGUUCGACUAAUGAGGCAAAAUCGUUGUUUUGUCUGUGUGCACGAGCCGGUUUGUCUCGCGAGACUCGGUAAGUUAGAUUAACUAAGAUGAUGGAUGCUCUGUCUGUGGUGACCCAGCUCCGGGACCUGGCGUCGGAGCCCCAGAACCGGGAGGCAAUAGUCCAGGACCAGGGCUGUCUCCCCGGGCUGGUUCUCUUCCUGGACCACCAGGACCCGCAAGUGCUGUUCGCCACCCUGCAGACUAUGCGCUACCUGGCAGAGUGGCCCCUGAACGUCACCACUAUGAAGAAUGAACUGGGCAUGAUGGUCAGCCUGGUGACCCUGAUGGAGAGGAGUGGUUUGUGUGAUGACAUCAAUACCCUGUCGCGGGAGGUGUAUGGAAUCCUGAGUGCCCCGCCCAGCCCAGAGAAAGAGAGGAGGAGAAACAAACCCCAGUUCUUCCUCAACUCUUCCAAAGGGAAGAACAAGUCUGUCACUCUGCACAUCCAAGGCCUGGACAGCACUGCCCAGCGAGGUGUGUGUGAGGAGGCUCUGCUGAAGGUGAAAGGAGUGAUCAGCUUCACCUUCCAGAUGGCUUCUAAGAGGUGCACCGUUCGCAUCCGCUCUGACCUGCCCACUGAAAGUCUGGCGUCGGCCAUCGCUGCUACCAAGGUGCUGUCAGCCCAACAGGUGGUGAGGAAUGAAGUUGGGGAGGAGGUCCUGCUCCCCCUCAGUGUGUGUGUUGGUAAUGUGAGGGAGGAGAACGUCUCAAUACCAGACUACCUCCCAGAGGACGAGAGUCCCGAGAGCAAGACGGACCGUGCCGUGUCCCGUACCGCAGCCAAGGACAACACCUCUGGCAGCUGGCUCGGCUCAGCAGCCACUUUCCUCACCAGAUCCUUCUACUGGUGAAACUGGGGCCCUCAGGAGCCGGCAUGGCUGUUCUCACAGGGGACACCUGAACUGGGAACACAGCAGAACUGCCCUGAAGUGUACACUAUGGCUGCAUCCCCAUUCUACAACACAUCUCCUGAAGUGUACACUAUGUCUGCAUCCCCAUUCUACAACACAUCUCCUGAAGUGUACACUAUGGCUGCAUCCCCAUUCUACAACACAUCUCCUGAAGUGUACACUAUGUCUGCAUCCCCAUUCUACAACACAUCUCCUGAAGUGUACACUAUGGCUGCAUCCCCAUUCUACAACACAUCUCCUGAAGUGUACACUAUGUCUGCAUCCCCAUUCUACAACACAUCUCCUGAAGUGUACACUAUGUCUGCAUCCCCAUUCUACAACACAUCUCCUGAAGUGUACACUAUGGCUGCAUCCCCAUUCUACAACACAUCUCCUGAAGUGUACACUAUGUCUGCAUCCCCAUUCUACAACACAUCUCCUGAAGUGUACACUAUGGCUGCAUCCCCAUUCUACAACACAUCUCCUGAAGUGUACACUAUGUCUGCAUCCCCAUUCUACAACACAUCUCCUGAAGUGUACACUAUGGCUGCAUCCCCAUUCUACAACACAUCUCCUGAAGUGUACACUAUGUCUGCAUCCCCAUUCUACAA
This is a messenger RNA of Oncorhynchus mykiss (rainbow trout), 1634 nucleotides long. RefSeq names its product armadillo repeat containing 1, like (gene armc1l). Gene Ontology annotation, molecular function: protein binding; metal ion binding. The record is from RefSeq and is a predicted model, not a curated record. Lineage: Eukaryota; Metazoa; Chordata; Actinopteri; Salmoniformes; Salmonidae.